GGGCUUUUCCGGGAGCUUUCCUGCAAGGUCCUCCUCUCUGAAGCUGAGCAAUCUGGAGUGUAUCUUCUUGGCGUGUUCUGUGUGCAGGCUCAGACAAGCUUAGAAGUCCCGACAUGGAAUGUGGAAGACAUAAGGACUGAGAUGGCAAAGGCAUAGAAAGCUGUACACAGAUCUUCAUCUACUGUUCUUGUAGGACCUGGGUGUUGUGACCUAUGAUGAUGUGCAUGUGAACUUCACUCAGGAAGAGUGGGCUUUGCUGGAUCCUUCUCAAAAGAAUCUCUACAGAGAUGUGAUGCUGGAGACCUACAGGAAUCUUGCUGCUAUAGGCUACAGUUGGGAAGACCAUAAUCCUGAAGAACAUUUUCAAAGUUCUAGAAGACAUGGAAGGCUUGAAAAAAGUCAUAUUGAAGAGAAGCCCUCUGAAUUUACUCAAUGUGGUAAAGUCAUUGCAUAUCAGAGCCAUCCUCAAGGGCAUCAACAAAUUCAUACUGGAGAGAAACCCUAUGAAUGUGAGCAAUGUGGUAAAUCCUUUGUAUGUCAGAGUGGUCUCCAACAGCAUAAAAGAACACAUCAUGGAGAGAAAUCCUAUGAAUGUAACCAGUGUGAUAAGGCCUUUGCUCUUCUCUGUCAUCUUCGAGGGCAUCAAAGAAUUCAUACUGGAGAGAAACCCUAUGAAUGUAAUCAAUGUGAUAAAGCCUUUGCAUGUCAAACUAGUCUCCUGUAUCAUAAAAGAACACAUUCUGGAGAGAAACUCUAUGUCUGUAAUGAAUGUGGCAAAGCCUUUGUACUUCAAAGUUAUCUUCAGAUACAUAAAAGAACACAUACUGGAGAGAAACCCUUUGGAUGUGACCAGUGUGAUAAGGCAUUUGCACAAAACAGUCAUCUCCUAACACAUAAAAGAACACAUACUGGAGAGAAACCCUUUGGAUGUGACCAGUGUGAUAAGGCAUUUGCACAAAACAGUCAUCUCCUAACACAUAAAAGAACUCAUACUGGAGAGAAACCCUUUGGAUGUGACCAGUGUGAUAAGGCAUUUGCACAAAACAGUCAUCUCCUAACACAUAAAAGAACUCAUACUGGAGAGAAACCCUAUGAAUGUAAGCAGUGUGGUAAAGCCUUUGGGUUUCAAAGUGGUCUGCAAAAGCAUAAACGAACACAUACUGGAGAGAAACCCUAUGAAUGUAAGCAGUGUGGUAAAGCCUUUGGGUAUCAAAGUGGUCUGCAAAAGCAUAAACGAACACAUACUGGAGAGAAACCCUAUGAAUGUAAUCAGUGUGAUAAGGCAUUUGCAUGUCAAGCUAGUCUCCUGAAUCAUAAACGAUCACACACUGGUGAGAAGCCAUAUGAAUGUAGUGAAUGUGGUAAAGCCUUUGUACUUCACAGUUAUCUUCAAAUACAUAAAAGGACACAUACUGGAGAGAAACCCUUUGAAUGUGACCAAUGUGAUAAAGCCUUUGCUCGAAACACUCUUCUCCUAAAACAUAAAAGAAUACAUACUGGACAGAAAGCCUAUGGAUGCAAGCAAUGUGGCAAAGCCUUUGCAAAUCACAGUAAUCUCCAAGUGCAUAAAAGAACACAUACUGGAGAGAAGCCCUACGAAUGUAAGCAGUGUGGUAAAGCCUUUGGGUGUCAAAGUGGUCUGCAAUAUCAUAAAAGAACACAACACAUACAGGAGAGAAACCCUAUGACUGUAAUCAAUGUGAUCUAGCCUUGGCAUGUCAGACAUCUUCAGAGCACUAAAGAAACAUUAUUGUAGAGAAACUCUGUGAAUAUAUUUAAUAUGGUGAAGCCUUUGUACAUUUCUAUCGUCUUCAUCUUUAUGUAAGAAAUCCAUACUGGAGGGAAACUAUGAAUGUACACUACAUCAGAUCAAGCCUUUUCACAUUUUACAAGCCUUAGUCAUCAUGAAAUAAUUCAUACUGGGGCAUAUCCCAAGCUUUUGUCCCCACCGGCAAGAACACGCUCAGGACAACCGGAAUCUUCUGCGGCAAAAGCUUUAUUGCUUACUUCUUCAGGAGCAAGAGGAGAAGAGGAGCGAAUGGCAAAACCCUGUCCCUUUUAUGGAGGAUUGUCCUCCGCCUCGAAUGUGUCGCUCCCUGAUUAGCUGCAGCCCAUCGACCGAGUUGUCGUUACGGGGAAGGCAGAGCACAUGGAGUGGAAAACUACCCUGGCACAUGCGCAGAUUAUUUGUUUACUACUUAGAACACAGGAUGUCGGCGCCAUCUUGUAAUGGCGAAUGUGAGGGCAGCUCCUCAUUGGCAAAACUUGAAUAUAUUUAAUAUGGUCAAACAUUUGAACAUUUCUGCCAUCUUCAUCAUCAUGAAAGUAUUUCUCCUGGAGAGAAACUCUAUGACUAUAACGGAUUUGCGAUAUGUAUAGCUGUCACACUAACAUUCAGUUUCACAAGCUUAGACAAAAAAAAUGUGACAAGUGCCAACAACCCAUUCAAGCAUUAUGAUGUGAUGUGCCUCUUUCUUUUAUUUUGUUUGCACUUAUAAUCAUAUUCCUCGACAAUUAUAUGAAAUAGCUCAUCCAGGUAUAACGCUUUUUAUUUUGAAAGAUUUUGAGUAGGUAUUGAAGGUUGCUAUAUGUCUUGCAAUAUAUAUAUUUACAAAAGCGCUUUUUAUGUUUCUGUAGUGAAACACUAUGUCUAAAGCAGCUUAUAAAAGAGGUUAUCCUGGCUCAACCAAAAUAGUCAUAAGCAGCAGAUGGAGGGAGGGAGAUGGGAUGGAAUGGCGGCUUCAACAUCAGGUGUGGAGAGAACAGGAGAGAUGGCUAGAUGGCCACGAAUAUGAAUGGAAAUAUACAACUUAUGGGACAGAAGGAAGGGGAAAUCUCCAGGAAAAGAAAAAAACAAAAAAAAAAAAAAAACAAAAAAAAAAAAAAACAGAAAAAAAAACCACUGGGAUAAAGGAGGUACCCAAGAAUCAGUGGAGUUUACCCUAGCUGUGAGUCACAAAAUUGGGGUAUGGAACCUGGAGAGGCCGUCUCCUGUAGCCAGGCAGGAACCCCAGUGGAGCAAUAGAGACACCAACCCUCCCUCAAAAGGUUCAACCCUAAAAUCCCGUCUACAAGAAAUGCAGGCAAAGGAGGUGGAGCAGAGACUAAGGGAAUGUCCAAACAGUUAACUGAGGGGAGUUCUAGAGAGUUAAGGGAAGGCACACCACAAUCUUGGGUGUUGCCCUACAUGGGAUUAGGUCCCUGGCUGAAUUAAAAGGAAAAAAAAAAAAAGGAACUAAAGUUAAAGCAAGCACAUCAUCAAUAUUCACUAGUAACUUUUACACAUUAUAACAUUUAUCCUUUGUUUCCUUCCUCUUUUCAUCUUUUCUGUAUUUCCUCCAUCAUUACCUGUUGCCAUCUUUUACUUCCAUUCUCUCUUCUUCCUUCCUUCUUUCUUCCUUCCUCUUUCUUUGUUUGUUUCUUUUUCUUCCUUCCUUCCUCUCUUCCUUCCUCUGAACCUCCACAAUUAUGAGCCUGGGAUCUAGUCCUGCCAUCCUGGGGGGACAUACAUAAAAAAGAUAAGUGCAUAGAAUGACUCUAAGCACCAAAUGUCCACAUCUCAAUUUUCCAUCUAAACCUCCAUUUGGGCAAGACUUUGGGGAGCAGGACUCUUUUCCCUCACAAUCAGGUAGACCCCUAUGGGGUAAUUGGUUAGGUAUGUCCUAAGAAACUAGGCCUGCUAUGAACUGACAGAGAUCAAAAUGAAGGUCAGGCCACCAUUUAGAGACUGAAAAACAUAUAGUACUGCUGUUAAGCUGAGCAGAGAGCCCAGGAGUCUCUAUGACUACUUCUUGAUUAGUUAUGAUAUAUCCUGCACGUACUUUAGAGGAGCCUUCAGUAAAAAUUAAAAGAACAUUAUGUAGAGGCUGUAAAGAUGUCAUACUAGAAAAUAAAACCUUAUGUACAUUUAAAUUUUUUAUCAACCUAUAUAGAGGGUAAUGAUUGUCUAUAAUGCCUUUAAAUCCUAUUUGAGCAAGCAACAAAUCUGUACUAUGCUGCUUUAGCCAAAUAUUUUGGUCCACAUUAACAGGCUGAAUAAUGAUGUCUGGUUCUUUGCCAAAAUAAACCAGUGUCUGUUUUCUUCGAAGUUUUAUCAUAUGAGCCACUGCGUCAUAAUAUCCAAGUAAGAGGAGCUUUUUGCCACAAUAAUUCUGUAGGUGUAUGAGUCAUUAUAAAAAUCAGCAAAUAUAAAGGCAAAGAAUAAUCUAUAUAAGUAACAAAUUGUUUUUAAUAGCUCUUUCUACUCUUUGUGAAAUCAAUAAUCCAUCCAAUGUUAAAGUUCAAGGGAAGAUAAGACCAGUACUCCCUUUAAGAAUAUCAAAUAGGGAGCUGAGACAAGAGGAUGGACCAUCUAGAGACUGCCAUAUCCAGGGAUCCAUCCCAUAAUCAGCCUAAAAACGAUGACACCAUUGCAUACACUAGCAAGACUUUGCUGAAAGGACCCUGAUAUAGCUGUCUCUUUUGAGACUAGGCCAGGGCCUAGCAAACACUAGCUGACUGUGAGUGGAUGCUCACAGUCAGCUAUUGGAUGGAUCACAGGGCCCCCAAUGGAGGAGCUAGAGAAAGUAUCCAAGGAGCUAAAGAGAUCGGCAACCCUGUAGGUGCAACAACAUUAUGAACUAACCAGUACCCCGGAGCUCUUGACUCUAGCUGCAUAUGUAUCAAAAGAUGUCCUAGUAGGCCAUCACUGGAAAGAGAGGCCCAUUGGACUUGCAAACUUUAUAUGCCCCAGUACAGGGGAACGCCAGGGCCAAAAAGGCAGAGUGGGUGGGUAGGGGAGUGUGGGGGUGGGUAUGGGGGACUUUUGGGAUAGCAUUGGAAAUGUAAAUGAGGAAAAUACCUAAUAAAAAAAGUAAAAUUAUAUUUAAAAAUAUAUUUUAUACUCUUACCACUGAAAAGUAGGAAGUUUCCUGACAGCCAGCUUUCCAUUUCCCAGGCUGAGGACACAUGUUUACAGUCAAACAUUGAGAGAAACUGCUCUUAGUGCUUAAAGCAACUAUGGAGCGAAAGGAUAGUCUCCCAAAACAUGUCUCCAUUGCAACGGAGGGGGUUCAAGAACUAUUGUCCCUGAUGUAUUCCUUGUGGUCUUAAUGAUGCUCAAAGUUUGGAAGUUAGUGUUCAUGAAUACAAGCCAGUUUGACUUGUAAAAUGUCAUGGCAAAAAUAGUUUUACUUUUAGAGACUAUGUUAAAGAUAAUUAUGUUAUCUAAUUUAAUUUUUGGUGAGUUAAUUGGGCGUGUUGUUUAUAGACAGGGAUGAGGUUUCUUAUAGAAUCAUGGUAUUCCCCAAAGAGCAAUAUAACUGCAAAUCCACACCCCAUCAUGAAUGGUAACCUCUUGAAAGCUACAUCUUCGAGUGCUUUUACAUUAGCAUUCUACUUUUUAUAUAGUGUAUCAUCUCCCUAGAUCACUCUCAGCUAUGUGAGGGGGUAUUAUGUAGAAUCCCAAGUGAAAAGCUAUUAACCUUCCAUAGGGAAUAUCAAUAGUUCACUGCAACUGACCUAGCUACUACUGUUUUGUUCUGCUCUAGUUGUCAUGGUCACGAGGGCAAAGUCUAGGAUGGCUUCUGUUUUUCCUGGAAGAAAAAGCAUGGCAUUAGCCUGUUUGGGGAAUCUUAAGUAUUUCUGUGAUGGCUAAUCUUGGUUUUCAACUUCAGUACCUCUCAAAUUGACUAAAAACCCAAGUCAUUGGGGAAUUCUUAGUUUAUUUGAUUGCUUGAGGUUAGAAGACCCUCCCUAAGUUUAAGCCGAAUUUUCUUGUGACAGCCUAGAUAAAGAACAUGGAAGAAAGAAGUUUUUGCUCUUUGUUGGCUUGCCCCCACUCUCACUUCAUGGGUAUUAGAGCCUAUCUCUUCAGGAUUCAGAUGUACGCUGAAAUGUGGACUUGUGGACCAAACACCUACUGAACUCUUAGACUUUUUCUUCAGAGAGAGCCAUUAUUAGACUAGCUUGACCACAGACUGUAAGCCGAUUGGCUAAUCUCCCUUUAUUUGUAUUCCCUAGGUUUCAUAAGUAAUAAGCUGUUGUGUUUAUAGAGAGGAGCCUAGCAUAACUGUCUUCUAAGAGGCUACACCCAGCAGCCAAUGGAAAAAUAUGCAGAGACCCACAGGCAAACAUUAGAUGGAGCUUGGGGAGUCUUAUUGAAGAGCUGGGGGAAGGACUGAAGGACCAGAAGGGAACAGGGAUUCCACAAGAAGACCAAGAGAGACAAGAUACCUGGACCCACGGGGGUUUCCAGAGACUACAUCACCAAACAGUGAUCACCUGCUGGAUUUAGGCCCCUGCACACAUGUAGCAGAUGUGCAACUUGGUCUUUAUAUAGGUACCCAAACAACUGGAGUUGAAGCUGACCCUGAAUCUGCUUCCUGCCAGCCUAUAGAUCCAGUUCCCCUACCUAGACCAUAUCAUCUGGCCUCAGUGGGAUUGGAUGUAUCUAAUCCUGCGGUGAUUUUAUGGGUUGAGGUCUGAGUGUGUGGGUAUGGCUGGGGGUUGAUACCCAGUGGGUGACUCUCCCUUCUCAGAGGAGAAAAGGAGGGAGGAAUGAAUGGGUGGAAGAUCUGUGUGAAGUGGUACUGAGAGGAGAUGGUGUGCUGAUACUGUGAUGUUAGGAGAAUAAAUACAUUCAAAAUUAUUUUAAACUAGGGACAUUUUAUUUGCUUUGUACUUUUAUAUAGAAUAUUUCUUCUACUGAAAAAAAAAAAACAACUGUGGACAUAGCAGUAGAAAUGGAAAAACAUCAGUAGUAAAUCUGGAACGGAAAGGCUUACAUCUGUCUGUAAGUAUAUAUAACAGGGAUGUAAAGAAAUUAAAUUGAAAAUUUUUAGGCUAAGCCCGGGAGUCCAUAUAUUAGAAGAAUGAAUUUCUAGCCAUGAAUACCACUGUCUUUUUUUUUUUUAAUACCACUGUCUUAAGAACCACAGAUAUAGCAUACUGGUUGUUAAUCCUUAUCAGAAUUCCUGUCUUAAUAUCUACUGAAGGCAUUUCUGCACUCUUUUAUCUACUUUAAUAAAAAAUCAAUUCUAUACAAUUAUGACUUUAUUAUUCCUUCAUGAGUGUAAGGUGGUUUUUUUGGUUAUUGAACACCUAGUGUCUGUCAUCAACCUUCCAAUACAUGCUAACCCUCCAGUUCCUCUCAACAAGUAGCCUGUUUUUAGGUCUAUGUUUUGUGUGCUUGAUGAACUGGGUUAAAUAGGGUUGCUCAUGUGAGUGCUGAUGGAGUUUAUUUGUGAGAAUGGGAAACCAUCACUCCAGCAGAACUUGGCAUUCCUUCUCUGCUUAAUCACUGAAUGUUAAGGAAUUUUUGGUAUAGACAGUUGUUAAUUGAUACCUUAUCCUCCUAAGGGGUGGUGGGGGGGUGCAUUUACAAGUGUAAUAGCCAUGUAAUUUCAGGAAAUCUGUGUGCCACAGCAUUUCAUCCCAUCACCUGGCUCUUGGACACUUUCCAACCCUCUUCCAUGGCAUUUUCUUAACACUGCAGGGAUGAUAUCCAUGUUCUGCUUAGGGCUGGGCAUUCAAUGAUUGCUUAUUCCCAGCUCUUCAAUCAGGUAUAAGUCUGCAUAAGUUUACUGUUUGUCACCUACUUCCUGUCCCUAAAAUACAACAAUCACCCAUAUGAAGGGGAAAGGGAAGAAAUGAGAAAUAAUUCCACCCAUGUGCAGGGGUUUUCCUUAUAGAGACAUUUCAGAAACUUUUUGGCAUUGGUGGGACCACAUAACCUGAUAUUAGAGCCUUCCCAAGUGAACCAGCAUGAGCUGUAGAAGGAUCCCCAGCAUUUCACUAAAGGGGACCCCUUUCUGGCUUUAGCUCUUAGUUGGUUUAGAACCCUCACAUUGAGUGUUGGAUAAUACUCAUUCACGCAUCAUCUCCAAUCUGCUUCAAAGUGACUUCAAGUGAUGGUGUUAUUUCCUGUGAAUUUAAUUAAAGAACUCUGGGAGGAGAUGGGUCCAGUCCUUUUGCUUCUUAAAUACAUGCUUGCCAAAAUGAACCUAGGCUUUUUAUCGUUCUGAAGACUAGCAGCCCCUUGACUGAUUACUAGGCCUUACCAGGUUCCUUUGUACUCCUGAAGUCAUUGUCCUGGCAUGCUGGUAGGACAAGUCCCCUGUAGACUAACAGGUCUUCUGUGAGGUUACCACUCCUGGCAUUCUAGGGUCUGAGGUUUGACAAUCUUGCAAAAAGGAAGGUGAAACUACUACUUCUGAAUCUCAGAUAUAAAGCUUCCAAAAUUCGGAGAGAUCCUAUUACAGAGACAGGACAUUAAGGCUUUCACCCAGAAAACAGUGUUUAUUAGGACUAGCAUUGCUGCAGACACUCAAACAAACUUCAUAACACUUCUCAUCAGCUCUUCCUCAGUGGUGUGUUCCACAAAGAUAUAUGUCAUGCUAAGUGUCACUACCCUGGAUGGAUUGUGUAAUAUCUGUGUCUUCCCAUGACUUCAUGAUCUCAACUCAGAUAUAAUGAAGGUAGUCUUCAACACCUCUGAUAAGUUUUACAAUUAAAGUUUAUUUUGUAUAAAGUGAAAGGUAUUAUCUAGUUUCAUCCUUCUGCAUGGACAGAACCAUUAGUCUUUCUUCCAAUGCAUGUCUUUGUCUUCUUUGUAGCAAUUUAAGGGAUCGUGAUUUUCUUGUUCGGCUUUGGGAUCCUCUUUCCUAUUCUCUUGGUUCAUCUGUCGAUUUUGUUAGUACAGUACCAGGCGGUCUUUAUCAUUACAUCUUAUGUAAAAUUUGAGAUUGGGUAUUGUAAUAUUCAUGCAAUAUUUUUACAACUAUGAUUGUCUUGGCUAUUUGUGGUCUUUUGUAGCUCAAUAUAAAUUCUUAUUAGUUUUUUUGUAAGUCUUUGAGAUAUGAAUUCCACAGCUCAUGGAGAGAAAUAAACUGGGUUUUUUGUUUG
Molecule: messenger RNA, 8883 nt
Organism: Mus musculus (house mouse)
Lineage: Eukaryota; Metazoa; Chordata; Mammalia; Rodentia; Muridae
Gene: Zfp937
Product: zinc finger protein 937
Exons: 5
Coding region: 293-1708 (471 amino acids)
Biological process (GO): regulation of DNA-templated transcription
Cellular component (GO): nucleus
Source: RefSeq, a predicted model, not a curated record